Apis cerana (Asiatic honeybee) is the source of this 2944-nucleotide messenger RNA. RefSeq names its product lipid storage droplet-1. Lineage: Eukaryota; Metazoa; Arthropoda; Insecta; Hymenoptera; Apidae. Gene Ontology annotation, biological process: lipid storage; positive regulation of triglyceride storage. Gene Ontology annotation, cellular component: lipid droplet; cytosol. The record is from RefSeq and is a predicted model, not a curated record.
GCUCUGUUCUUCGCAUGUACACGCUACAGUAAACGUAACCUUAAAUCUAUGGUUUGAACACAAAGUCUGUGGCUUCGAAUACAAACGAUAGUAAACGUGGGUGAUCAAACUCAACGGGGGCCAAUUUUAAUUUCCAUGUGAUGUUUAAAAAAACCUUCAUGACCGGAUAUCAUUGGAUUACAAGUGUGAGGAAAACGAGAAAAGAUUUUAUUCGUUUAAGGCAUCAUAAUGCCACAGCUGUAUAAUCGACAAGUCAUAGGUCAAACCGAUGAGAUACCAUUUUGCAGACUUCAACGUUACAGUCGAUGUCAUGUUCUUUGGCGAAACAUCGACUACCUCUCUGUCAUUUGUCUUUACAUCCUGCUGAGCUCCAUUAUAUAAUUUCAUCACAAUCAAUCCACACUUCGCUAUCGGUCCAGUCGGCUGUCCGCACCUUGAGCAAAAAUUUUCACAAAUGGCACGAACGAAUUUGAAAAGACGACAUUCUGAUUUGCCGCAAUUCGAAUCAGUUGUUAGAAUUUCCAGUCUUCCUAUCAUAGAAAACGGUAUACACAUAGCUGGCAAUGUGUACGAUAGAAUAAAGCGUUCGAAUUCAUUGAUGGGUUGGAGUUUGUAUACUGCUGAACAGUCAUUUGCGAUCGCAACAGCGUCAGCAAAACCCGCGAUUCAUGCAUUAAAUGGACCUAUUACAACGAUCGAUCAAUUGCUCUGUAAGGGUAUAGAUAUCGUUGAGCAAAGAGUGCCAGCAGUUCAUCUUCCGCCACAUCUUAUGUAUUGCAAUGCACGAGAAUACGUGAACAAUAAAAUCGUCAGGCCUGUUCUGAUGCGUGCCGGAAGUGUGAAGAUAAUAGGAAGCCAAGCUGCGGAUGUUGCAGUAGACACAUUAGAUGGUGCUUUAAGUGUUGCGGACAAAUAUGUUGAUCAUUAUUUGCCUGCUGAUGUUACCGACGGUAUAGAUGAAGUUGCUUCUCCAGAAUCGGUAAGUAAGACCAAACGAACUAUCAAUCACGGUGCCAGACUAUCUAGGAAAUUACAGAAACGACUAACACGUCGCACGCUAGCUGAAGCUCGAGCACUUAAGGAACAAGGAACGGAAUGCAUUCAUAUACUUUUGUACGUUAUAGAAUUGUUAGCAACGGAUCCAAUAUUAGCGUUCCAAAAAGCCAAAAAGCUGUGGGGAACUUUAAGUCUGCCCGAGCCGGAGAAUCAAGCUCGGCCAACCACUGUAGAGCAAUUAUUGGUUCUUCUAACACGUGAAUCUGCACGUCGUAUUGUACAUUUGGUGAAUGGAACAGCAGCGUUAGCAGCCAAAACUCCUCGCAAUCUUGGCAGACUUCUCAAUAGAGUUUCAAAUCAAUUGCAUGUAGUUGCAAAUGUUACAUUAAACAUAAUGCCAAUCAUCAUUCAAAAAAAUGCAACGAAGAAACAUAUUUCAGCUGUACGUUUAGCUAUACAAAGGCUCAAUUCAAUUACGAAUCAUUUAUUGGAGCAGUUUGCAGCUUUUCUAGCUGGUCGUCCAAGCGUUUCAAAAGUAACACACGUCCAGACUCAUCAGCAAAACCACAAUAACCACAGGUCGAUGUCUUCCAAUCCGCCAGUAAAUGGUAUCGAAUAACGAAGUUAUGUUUAAAAGUUAUUCCGCGUGAAUUUCAUCCAUAAUAAUUCUUUUGUUUUCAAAGUUGAUAAAUAUUGGGAAUAUUCCAGAUUGAAAUUUUCUCAUAUAAAUAAUGUCGAUUCCACCGAAGUACAUAAUAAUAUUAUUAGUUGCGAAUCUUUAUACUCCUACGCUCAGAUAAGCAAUUAAUAUACUUCUUUUAUCUAAAAGACACAUUAUAUCCGUGUCAUUCUUAGAAUUUUUAAUUCUUAGAUAUACUUAAUUAUCUUCAUGUUUAUUACAAAAUAUUAUGAUUAUAGAGAUAAGAAACUUUAAAAAUAAACUUUAUAAUAAACUUUAUAAUAAUUUCAUAGCCAGUAUAUAGUAUAUUAAAAAGAUUUACAAGUUUUCAUUUUUUUUUGCGUUUUUUUUAAUGCAUUUAUGCGUGUAUAUAUUUUAAACAAUUAUUUCGAUUAUUAAUUAUUCAUCUGAUAUUAUAUAUCUGCUUUAUUUUUGAAAAAUGUUCAUUAGAAAAAAGCACAUAGAGAUAUUGUAAUAAAUUUUAUUUUUAAAAUUAUUCAAGAAAAUGUUGUUAAAGAAAGUAAUAAAGAAUUAUAUGUAUUAAAUAAGCAAAUUUAGAUAAUUUAAAAUACUAUAUUACUUUGAACUUAAUUAUUAUUUCCAUUAUCAAAGCUGGACGAAUUAGAUUUUGUAAUAAAUACAUUUUAAUGUUCUAAUUAAUAAGACAAAUAAGAAAAAUUAAUUCAUUUAAUAUUUUUGACUUGAGAAAGUACAUGAAAUUAUAAAAUAGAUUUUGUUUGAUGUUUCUAUAUAUCUGUUUUUGUAAGAAUAUUAUUUAUUCUUCAGAUAUGGCUUGAAUUCUUAUUUCUUAAAUCUAUAUUUAAUUUAAAAUAUCAAAAAUACUACCAAUAAUUAUAUUUCAACAGUAUUUCAAUUAAAUAGAAAUAAAUCUUUAUAUCUAUAAAUCAAUUCAUUGAUUUGAAUUCUAUUGAUUUCAAAAUAGAAAUAUAAUAGCAUAGAUGCAUUGAUAUCAAUUAAAAUAGAAUAGAAAUAGAACAAAAAUAAAAAGAGGUAUAUAUUAGUUUUAUUUUAUGUACUUGGAUACUUGUAAUAUAUUUAUACUUUUUUCUUUUUCUUUUAUUAAAAACGGAAAAAAAAAUAAAAAUAUUCAAAAUAUGUAAGUAGUAAUGUAGAAACUUUUAGAAAUAAUGUUUAACACAUUGCUUUCUUUAUUCAUUAUAUAUACUUCUAAUUUUAACAAUAAAUUAAUCAUGUAAUUAAUCUAAUUAACUUCUUGUUUUACAAUAAAGAAUAUUAUAUAUAAUGUUA